Alosa sapidissima (American shad) is the source of this 938-nucleotide messenger RNA. RefSeq names its product deoxyuridine triphosphatase (gene dut). Gene Ontology annotation, biological process: dUMP biosynthetic process; dUTP catabolic process. The coding region runs from base 261 to 863 and encodes 200 amino acids. The record is from RefSeq and is a predicted model, not a curated record. Gene Ontology annotation, molecular function: dUTP diphosphatase activity; magnesium ion binding. The transcript is spliced from 7 exons. Lineage: Eukaryota; Metazoa; Chordata; Actinopteri; Clupeiformes; Clupeidae.
CUAGGGUAUUUUGAACGACAGAAAAGCUUUGAACUGCUGAUUUGUUUUAGACGUCAGUGACACGUAAACGAGUCGAGAAAUCUAUGCUACAUCUAAAGCAGGCUAAAUUAUCUGCUGUUGUCAAUAGCUAGGCUACGUUAUCCAUUCUAUUAGGUUAAAUUACCAUUAGGUCUAGGCUAACGUUAGGAUACAUGCCGUAAUACCGAGACUAACGUUAUCGAGGAAAUUAACAGCAACGAACCUUUUAUAUCAGAGACGAAAUGGCCCGAAUAGUGCAAAGCACUAACGUUAUUCGUCAUUACUUUGGUCCUUUUAUAAAAGGACGGAGACUUCACUUUGCUAACUCUUCCAGAAACGUUGGAUCUGCUUGCAAAGAGGUUACAGAAACAACUGUAUCUCCCUCAAAGAAGAGCAAGAUUGAGUUAGUCACAGACAAACCAGUCCUGAAGUUUGCGAAAUUAACAGAAAAUGCCACUGUUCCAACACGAGGAUCAGCAAAAGCAGCUGGUUAUGAUUUGUACAGUGCUUACGACUACACUGUUGGACCGAUGGAUAAAGCAAUCGUGAAGACCGACAUUCAAAUUGCAAUUCCUCAUGGAUGUUAUGGGAGAGUGGCCCCUCGUUCUGGACUGGCAGCUAAACAUUUUAUAGAUGUGGGAGCUGGUGUUGUGGACGAAGACUACAGGGGAAACGUCGGAGUAGUGCUCUUCAACUUCAACAAGGAGACGUUUGAAGUGAAAAAGGGUGACCGGAUAGCUCAGUUGAUCUGUGAGAGGAUCUGCUAUCCAGACCUACUUGAACUUGAGACACUGGAUGAGACUCAGCGCGGUGAAGGUGGAUUCGGAUCGACGGGAAAGAAUUAACUGAAUGUACUUGAAUGAAAUGUAAUGUACUGUUUCUGUGUUCUGCAAUAAUAAAGGUCAUGUUUUCUAAGUUUG